UUUAAUCCUAAAAAACAAUAGAAGAUGGAAAAGGAAGAAGAAGAUCGAAGAAGAGAAGCAGCAAUUUCAUCAACACCUUGUUUGCAACCCAAUUUCAAUCCCAAAGGCGUUUCUCAAGAUCAACUCUCCAAGUUUCGUGAACUGCACAAGAAGCGAUUACAACUAAAGUCAAAAUCAAAAUUUAAGACAAAACAAAAAGAUGACACCAAGAAGAAGGCACGAGGCAAUGAUGUAUAUAGUGAGAACAGUGCUCAAGGAUUCAAAAUUGAUAACAAAGAACAAAGCCUCUUGAACAAUUGUGAAAGCUUUGAUUCGAAAAAUGAAGACUCAAAGGGUGGUAUAUUUGCAUCAAAGAAGCCAAAAUUGCAUUGGGGGCUUGACACCAAGGAGAGGUGGGAGAGGAAAUCCAACAUGUAGAUAUCAUAUCACCAUGGAACUGCAAUGAGGAAUCCAUCAAAUUUUGUCAAAUGUUUUGUAAAUUAGUAUUGUUGAGGAUAGUCCUGGUCCUGGAAGUGGUCAAAUUGAUGUGUGUCACUUGCACAUGUACUCCAUGAUAAGGGCACUUGCAUGUGUGCUCCAUUAUUUAAGAUGGCAUGUAUAAUCAUGGUUCACAGUAACUCUACUCUGUUUAUUAUAGCAAAUAUAAGAUGAUAGGUAACGAGUUAAAUAAUAGAGUUCUAUUUUGGUAAUAUUAGCAUUAGCAACAAUGCAAACAAACAACAUAUUUGUCUUUAGACAAAUAGAAAGCUAAGAGUUCUUGUUUAAUUUAA
Medicago truncatula (barrel medic) is the source of this 770-nucleotide messenger RNA. RefSeq lists its product as uncharacterized. The record is from RefSeq and is a predicted model, not a curated record. The transcript has 4 exons. Bases 25 to 417 code for a protein of 130 amino acids. Lineage: Eukaryota; Viridiplantae; Streptophyta; Magnoliopsida; Fabales; Fabaceae.